Messenger RNA from Panicum virgatum (switchgrass), 516 nucleotides. RefSeq lists its product as uncharacterized. The record is from RefSeq and is a predicted model, not a curated record. The transcript has a single exon. NCBI's taxonomy places the organism in Eukaryota, Viridiplantae, Streptophyta, Magnoliopsida, Poales, Poaceae. Bases 1 to 516 code for a protein of 171 amino acids.
AUGAAAAGCCUCCGUGUCACAUCACAUUACGAUGUGUCCUCUGAAGUGUUCGCCCAGGUGAUCAAGAAAUUCCCUCUGCUCGAGGUGCUCGAGCUCGUGCUCAUCAAACCUGUCGCCUGCAACUACGCAACCAUGUCAGGACAACCACCUACCAACUCCUGGGCGGAGCUGUUCCAAUCCGCUUGUGAAGCUUGCAGCCAUCUGCACAAUUUCACCGUGCGCCGUGCCAGCAAAGUGUCAGGCUUAUUAGCCUAUCUAAGGGAACGCAGCAGCCCAACACCUUUCUCGAUCCCAGUGAUGCACGGCCUACACUCCCUCGAGCUCUCUGAUGGCAGCUUCACCAAGGAUGUGGUCAUGCAGAUUGUGGACAAAUGCCCUAGCCUGGAGUCUCUCGACAUCAGCGACGUGCCGAUAUACCGAUGGGAUGAAGAGCUGGGGAACAAAUGCUCUAGGAUAAAGGAUCUCAGACUUCAAGAUUCGUGUUAUUAUUAUGACGACGACAUUGAUGUCUCAUGA